CGAUGAAUAGCACCCAGUAGCUCUUUGUUGCCUUUUGUAAAGCAGUAGUGUGCUUUGUUUAAAUUCGCUUUGUAUUGUUCCUGUGCUGAAUCUAUCAGAGUAAUGAUCGAGAACACGGUCAAAUUUCGUUUUCCUGCGUUGGCACCGCGGCCAACAUGGAUCGAAAUCACCGAUUUCUUGAAGCAGCUGAAAUCCGAUGUCAUGGAUAUGGAAACCGUUUACAAGAUGGAGGAGGAUAGAAGUCUAUCUAUCAAGAUUAAAACGGCAGCGGCAAUGGAGGAGGCGUUGCGAACAAAUUCAGGACCUGUCAAAUUCAGCUAUUCCAGCGGAAAAACGGUUGACGUUAUCAUGUCACGUGCCGGAAGUAACGUGCGAUACGUACGAGUAUUUGAUAUUCCCCCGGAGGUAUCUGAUGAGGAUCUGUCGUUGGUCCUGGGAAAGUAUGGCAAAAUCGAAAACGUUAUCCGUGAAAAGUUGCCGCCGAACCUAAGACUCGAUCAUAUGUUCAACGGAGUGCGAGGUUUGCAUAUUGACGUGGAAAGCGAUAUUCCAUCAACGGUGCAAAUCCUCCAAUGGAAAGGGAAGGUAUUUUACGAGGAUCUGAAGAAUAAGUGCUUUUUGUGCCAACAGGAGGGGCACCGUAGAAACAGCUGUCCGCAACGACAAACACGGAACCAAAAGGCAAAAGGAGUGGAAGCUGUUUCCAGUAGCUAUGCUAAUGCCGUCAUUUACGGUGGUGCAGCGCAAUGUCAACAGGAAGUCGUAAAUGAAGAAAAGGAAGCCAUUGAAGAGGAACAAAUGGAGAAUGGGGAAGCGGAAGCGGAGGAACAAAGCGGAUAUCAAGGAGCAUUGAAAGUGACGGAGUCGGUUGAGCAUCGAAGCAAGUAUGAAAAGACAUUGGCGGAAAAUUGGGCGAAACACGAGGCGGAAAAGCGUAAAAGACAAGAAGAAUUUCGAAAACAGGAGAAGUCAAUGCAGCGGAGAUAUCAAGAGGAUCUACGGGCGAAAGAGAAGGCGCAAAAGGAGCGGUGGGAGAAGUAUGAAAAGGAGCGAAGAAGUAGGCAGGAGAAAUAUCAUCAGGAAUCAUCUCAACAACAGCAAGUACUUCCAGUGGAAAGCAAUCUACAGUCUCCACCCAAGAAGAACGCUCGUAAGCAGUGAUUAAGUUUUUUUUCUUUUA
Messenger RNA from Aedes albopictus (Asian tiger mosquito), 1180 nucleotides. RefSeq lists its product as uncharacterized. Lineage: Eukaryota; Metazoa; Arthropoda; Insecta; Diptera; Culicidae. Gene Ontology annotation, molecular function: nucleic acid binding; zinc ion binding. The transcript has a single exon. Bases 103 to 1161 code for a protein of 352 amino acids. The record is from RefSeq and is a predicted model, not a curated record.